AAUAAAAUUUCGCCUAGACGAUACCAGCGACAUUACCUGGUACAAUGAUUUGUUGUGAAACAUUUGAUGUACGCGAAACUAAUCCUCGUCUCGUUUUUGGUGCCUAUGCUGGACACAGUAUUGAAUUUAGUACUAGUACAUUAAUGCCAACUGAUUCUAUAAUGCUUAGUUGCGAAAACUGGUAUUCAGUUGAAUGCAAGAGGCUUCGGGACGAUCGACCGAAUGGUCAGGAAAGGCAAUUCAGUUUUGGUGAAGCGCUUCUGGAGCGUUAUUUCAGUGAUGUAGUAGUCAAAAGUUGUACUGGAUUCGAAUACGCCCUUCAUUCCUCUAUACUGCGUCUUAACGGAUUCGAUUGUAGUAUGUGUGCAAGCAAUACCCUGCUGUCAACAUCUGAAAACUUGCAGCCUUUGCAUUUUACGCCAAAUAUAUCAAAGCUACAUCCAAUAAAUAUAUCGAUUGGUAUAGCUGAUUCUGGAAAAGAACAAUCAAAUUUGCAAGGCAUUAAUUUAUCCUCCGUAUAUAUGCAGCCAGUUUGCGAUUUUCAACUUUUUGCACCAACCGCUGGAUUGGAAACCCAGCGUUUUCACUAUUUUAGCAGUAGUUUUAGCUGCCUAAGGAAUGUCAAUAUGAAAGAUUCAGUUGAAACAAUCUACAAUGCUGAUGGUGGACUACUACGCGUGUGUACUUCGCAUUCAGAAUCACACCUGGAAAUAUCUCAAGAAUCAAAAAAUAUUUUCAAUUUUUGUCAGGACGUGUUGCAACCUGUGUCGUCGUCUGUUCUUCAAAGCAGUGGAGCCACUAAUCAGGCUAUAUGCAAUUCACGCCGACCGCCACUGUCUCCUUAUCGACCACGCAGCUCUUUACCGCUUUCUAAUUUAAUAGAUACGCCACCGUCUUCACCGCUAACGCCAGUUGAAGUCCUCUUUAAUUUACCGACAUUUCUUUUGAACCCGAUCUUACAUUGGUUGUAUACAGAAUCUUUACUACCUGAACUGGAUGAGAGUGAUUGUGAGAAGCUGAUUAAUUUUUGCGAAGCGCAACCUUCACUAACCAAGCUGGUACCACCAACUCGCAAAUACCUGCGUUUACUGCGACUUAAAAAAUUGGUUGAAAAUCUAACAAUGGAUCUACACCACAUACUUAACCGCAUAAUACAGUAUAUUGAUCCUGUCACAAUAUCUUACAAGCCAGCAUUACUUUAUGCAACUUUCCAAAAUGGAAUGAGGGAAUGCGCAUUAGGUAAGAAUGUUUUCGAGUGAUAACA
This is a messenger RNA of Drosophila arizonae, 1264 nucleotides long. RefSeq lists its product as uncharacterized. Gene Ontology annotation, molecular function: protein binding. The record is from RefSeq and is a predicted model, not a curated record. Lineage: Eukaryota; Metazoa; Arthropoda; Insecta; Diptera; Drosophilidae.